AUGGAUCCAGACGAGCCCUACAAGCGCGUCAAGAGAGAGGAAGGCGAGGUAGAAGAGUGUCUUGAUCUCAUAUCCUACAAUUUGCGUCAAGGGGAUGUGACUCUUCAAGAAGCCUUGAUUGAAUUGAAGGAAAGGAUGUCUGGUCUCAUCCUCUCAAUGGGUCUUUCAGACUUCAUCAUAAACCCCAAUUCAACCUUACACAAACUGUCAAAGGAGGCAGAGCAGCUUUGGGAGUUCCAAUGCUCUGAGACCCAUAUAGUGGGAUUCAUUGGAGAUUCUGGCGCUGGCAAAAGCUCAGUCAUCAACUCAUUGCUCGAUCAAACUGAACUUACACGAUCGAACGGAGAUGGGGCUGCUUGCACUUCGGUAGUUACAGAGUUCCGAAGCACCGAUAUUACUCAUCCCGAUCCAUACACAAUCGAGAUCGAGUUCAUGGAAUCGGAAGAGAUCAAAGAGUUACUGGAGGAGUUGCUUCGAAACUUCCAUGCCUUCCACUGUCCUUCAAUUUAUUCCCAAGUCCCCUCCGACGGACGAGAAAAUGUAAAGCUCGCAGCUGAACGUGCCUGGCAGACACUGGAAUCACUUUUCUAUUACAGAGAAGAGUUGACUUAUGAGUUCCUGAGUGAAGACAAUGAGGAGUCUGAGGACAAGUCUGAGAAAAUAUGGGAUGCCAUUAUCAAGACGCUAGAAACGUGGACCAAUGAGGCAUUGGCUCAACGAUCAGAUCAAAUACAGGGUCUUGUUAUGGCGGUGACUACCGAUGGCUUACAAGGCUGCAGGGAUUAUCUGGACUAUUUGAUGGCCAGUUCACAUGAGAAUGGGGAUCUUGUUCUGUGGCCUUUCAUUAACCUUAUACGUGUCUAUAUACAGUCCCCUGUCUUACAGGGAGGCUUGGUCGUAGCUGACCUACCUGGAUUCCGCGAUAUGAACUUUGCCAGAGUUCGAGCGACAGAAAGAUAUCUAUUCCAUCAGUGCGAUGGAGUUUUCAACGUCUCAGACAUCAGUCGCUGCGUCACUGAUCAGUCGAUCACGGAGAUUAGAAGCAGAUGCUCAAUGAAGCCACAGCAGAUCGAAAUCAUCCCAGAAGAGGCAGCCCGCGGGCAGACAGAAAUAAGAGACAUUCAAUGCCAGAUCAGAGCUACAAAAAUCAGUAUAAAAAGAGCUCCUUCUACAAGCGACAGGUCACAGUUUGCGAUUGAACAGACAGAGUUGACAGCAAAGCUUGAAGAGCUGGAACUUCAACGCACUGAAUAUCUUGUCAAUCAUCGAAAUGCCCGCGUGGAAACUCAACUCAAGAAAAAGCAUAACGAUAUAGGGGUCUUCUGUCUACUUCCAGCAGCUAGCCAGCUCCGUCAUUUGACAGAAUAUCUGCAGAAUCAGGUUCCGGCUCUCCUGGGCUCAAUCUGCCAAUGGACACUGGCUGGCUCUGAUGUUGUCGCACAAGAGCAAGCUACUGCGCUCCAGAGAUCGCUGGAUGAGGUGGAAAAAGCUUUUCGUCAGUGGCACUAUGCCACCUAUGCUGCAUUUUGCCGUGCCAAUGGGACCUACAGAAAGAAAAAUCAGGGCCGGGAGGAACAACAUUGCUGGAAUACGGACCUUACCGCUGGUCCGCGGCAAAACUUGGAGCCAAGAAUGGACAAAGUUAUCUCUCGGCUCAAUUCCAAAAAGGAAACUCUCAAUGAGGAGAUCUCGAAAGUUUUGGACGAGGGGUGCAUCGUGCUUCAAAACCACAAAGACGAUGCACCCAUUUCCAUUGGGAAUAUGAUUCCCAUUAUUAAAACAAGAAAGGUGACUCUCACGCAGCAUGUUGACAGGGCCCUGACCAAAAUGAUUAAGAACAUAGAAAUGCUAUCCAUGGAUAUGUUUGAAGGUCAUGCAAGCUCUUUCAUGGAGAGCGCCAUGCGUCCUGCGUAUCUAAAAUGCGCCAGCAAAGUAGGACGCGGAAGCCAUAAUAAACGGCAAAAAGCUAUGCAGAAACACCCCAGAAGUUCGGAAAUCUUUGAAACGUAUGAGGAGCUUACAAAGAGAGCUUAUCAGAAUGCAUUAAAGAAGCACUUCGAAUUUUGGAGUUUGCAUUUUUCUCGACAGAUUGACGGCAUCAUACGAGAUUUGAGCACAAUCGUGGUGGAGAAAGAAAAAAAGUCCGAGGCCGAGCAGAACAUACAACUGACAGAUGAGAUAAUCAUUAAGGUUGAGGAUGCAAAGAGAGCUCUUGAAGUUGCACAGAGAGCCCUUGAGCAGGAAACAAAUUGUGACCAGGAACUGGGAUUAAUUACAUGGUGUGUUUCAGAAUAG
Penicillium malachiteum is the source of this 2295-nucleotide messenger RNA. RefSeq lists its product as uncharacterized. NCBI's taxonomy places the organism in Eukaryota, Fungi, Ascomycota, Eurotiomycetes, Eurotiales, Aspergillaceae. Bases 1 to 2295 code for a protein of 764 amino acids. The transcript is spliced from 13 exons. The record is from RefSeq and is a predicted model, not a curated record.